AUGCCAAAUCCCCCGAAUAUCUUUAUCGAAAGUCGAGAGCAUCUAGUAUCCCCUGCGAGCGUUGUGAUGUCGGUCGUAGAUCCUGCCCCACGGACAAGACGACGGGCAGCUCAUGCAUGCGAUGUCUGCCGAUUGAGGAAAAUCAGAUGCGAUGGGCACAAUCCAUGUGCUACAUGCAUAGCGACGGAUCAGGAUUGCUCGUAUGGAAUUGAAGUGAAUCCUCGGGGCAAGAAUGACUCGAUUUUGGAGGGCGUCCUCCGCAUCGAGAGAUAUCUACAGGAUAUGAAUGCAAUGAUGGCUGCUUCGCCUGCUUUUAUGAAUCAUCAUGUCGCGAAUGAUCACAAUUCAGGCUCGCCUCAAACGGCGUACUCAGGAGGAGCAACCAUUUCAUCGCCAGUACCACAACAGAUAACUAGACCUCGUCAUCUAUCUUUUCAUGAUGAACAAAGUGUCCACAAUGCCGUUUUAUCUUCUUUUCAUACUUCGGCUACCGAGUCCAUUCUUUCAUGGCAGCUAUUCGAUGUGUUCCCUUCCGUCAGACAAAAUUACACCUCAAUAUUUCAUUUGGAACAAGCAAUUAUGCCAAUUGCUAGCAGGUCGUCUACCAUGCAUCCGUAUGUCGGAAGUCCAGAGCUGGAUCACAUCAUGGAGUCAUUUCAAGCAAACAUAAAUUUUUGGUAUCCUGCGAUGUCAAAUAACAAAAGAAAUCAACUCCGAGAUUGUGUUCUGUUACGAAAAUUGGAGCAACCUACAACUUUAUCUGUUUUGGCUCUGUUGAUGAUGGCACUGGGAUGCGCAAGUCAAUCAAUCAUAGAUAUUGCUGUUCCGAGGGAUCUGACAUCGGAUGAACAUGAGUACUACAAGGGACGUAAAUUAAUGGCAGAUAUCUGUUUCGAUGAAGUUCUCAAAAGGCUGUACAUUGCCCAUACCGAAAUGAGUUCAACUGCUGUUCAGUGUCUUUUCUACACCGCGGUAUACUUUGCAUUUUCUCAGCGACCACUUCAAGCAUGGGAAUACAUUAAUGCAACCGCUGCAAAAUGUCGACUACUCUUAUCUUACCACUCACCUGGAGAAUCGGCCGAAGAUGUCGAAUGUUUAAGGCGCAUCUUCUGGUCAUGCUAUAUUCUUGAGAGUGACUACCUUGCGGAGUUAUCUGGUCUUCCUGAGUCUGGUCUUGCAUCAAUUGAAUCAACUAUACCUCUUCCAGGUAGUUACGAUACACAUGACUCACAAGUAGAUGAAGAACAUUCAUCACUCUAUUUCCUAGCAUGUAUCUCGAUGCGUCGACUUUUAAAUCGCGUUCACAACCUUCUUUAUGCCAAAGAAACCGGAGCAAGUCUUGACGACGCACGAUUCCCGUUCAUUGUGGAAGAACUAGACCAUCAACUCGAAGAAUGGAGGGACUUCUUACCCCCAGCUUUACAAUUCGUCGUCAAUACACAACCUGCUCAAGGUCAACACGCAAGUUUCCUGAGACAGAGAUAUUUGACAUGUAGAAGUGUUAUUUAUCGACCCUACUUGACUUGGGUUCUUACAAAUCAUUCUCAAGACACAAACGUCGCACAAAACGUACUGGAAAAGUGUCGAAAUUGUUUAGAUGCCUGUUUACUUCACAUAAUUAAUUUACGAGGAUUUGCGCAUACGGUCAUGAUGGAUACUUGGAUAUGUUCUUUGUCAAUGACAGGCGCAAUGCUUGUACUCCUCGCCGCUUCCCGUCUUCCAUAUCUCCGCAAUCUUCUCGGCCAAGACGUCACAAACAUUGGAUCACAUCUUCAAACAUUAAUUAAAAGGAGUUUAGAACAGAGAAAAAAGAUUAGUUAG
This is a messenger RNA of Botrytis sinoallii, 1821 nucleotides long. RefSeq lists its product as uncharacterized. Lineage: Eukaryota; Fungi; Ascomycota; Leotiomycetes; Helotiales; Sclerotiniaceae. The record is from RefSeq and is a predicted model, not a curated record. Gene Ontology annotation, biological process: DNA-templated transcription; regulation of DNA-templated transcription. Bases 1 to 1821 code for a protein of 606 amino acids. Gene Ontology annotation, molecular function: DNA-binding transcription factor activity, RNA polymerase II-specific; zinc ion binding; DNA binding. The transcript is spliced from 9 exons.